Molecule: messenger RNA, 1518 nt
Organism: Sporothrix brasiliensis 5110
Lineage: Eukaryota; Fungi; Ascomycota; Sordariomycetes; Ophiostomatales; Ophiostomataceae
Exons: 1
Coding region: 1-1518 (505 amino acids)
Biological process (GO): fluoride transmembrane transport
Cellular component (GO): membrane
Molecular function (GO): fluoride transmembrane transporter activity
Source: RefSeq, a predicted model, not a curated record
AUGCAUCGACACGGUGUCGAGGCAGGUCGGCAACGACGAGGCGAGAGUGGAGACACAGAGACUGGAGAUACCCGCGACGAGGCCGCUGACAAGCCGCAACAAUAUGACGUCCCACUCUCGUACGUCAACCUCAACGAGGCUGAAGCCCCGCCGCCCGUCCAGAACCCGGAUGAGCUGUCUGUCGCCGGCUACCGCAGCCUCGAGGAGAACCGAGAGGAGGAUGCCCAGCUCGAGAGGGAUGCACAGAGUCAACGAAGGGCCGCCGACGCCUCAAGAAAAGGCCGCCGUCGCUAUGGCACUGCCGUCCCGCGACCGCUCGUCGAGCUCUACACCGUCGCCUACCUCGUCUUCUUCUCUCUCUGGGGUACACUCGCCCGCCUCGGCCUCGCGUCCCUGACGACCUACACCGGCGCGCCCGUCUCGAUUGGCAUCUUGUGGGCCAACUUUGCUGGCACGGCCGUGCUGGGCUUCCUGGCAGAGCUGGCGCCGCUGAUCAACCGGGACCAUCCUGCGGACGAGGAGGAACAGAGCGAGGCCGAUAAGGAGGACCAACGCGACAGUAACCGCGAUGUUACCAAUGCCGGCCCGGUCAAUGAGGUUAACGGCGCACCAAACAACGCCGCUGCCGUGUCAUCAGCACCUCCGGCACCACCAACUGCCGCCACCGCACCCGCUCCCAUCAAACGCUCCAAACCAAUCCCGCUCUACGUCGGCCUGGCCACCGGCUUCUGCGGCUCUUUUACCUCCUUCGCCUCCUUUGUGCUCGAGGUCUUUGAAGCAUUGGCCAACACCCUGCCUGCGCCACGGUACCAUCCGGGCGACAAUGACGAUUCUACACAAGUCGCCAGCCGCGGCGUCGGUUACGACAUUAUGGCCCCUCUCGCCGUUCUCUUUUUGACCGUCGGCAUGUGCUUGUCGGCACUCAAGCUCGGCGCACACCUCGCCAUUGCUGGCAAGCAUGUCGCUCGUCGAGUAGGUCCCAAGUCGUGGGCACGUACUCACACUACUGCACUCCUCCGCAUCGCCGACAACGCCGUCGUCUUCCUCGCAUUUGGCUGCUGGCUCGCCGCUGUGCUCCUAGCCGUCUUCCAGCCCGGCCCGGCCAAAGCCAACCACUGGCGCACCGAUGUGCUCUUCGCCCUCGUGUUUGCACCGCUUGGCUGCCUGCUGCGCUUCUACCUCAGUCUCAAGCUCAACGGCACCUUUGCCACCUUUCCCCUCGGCACCUUUACCGCCAACAUUUUCGGUACGGCUAUGCUGGCCAUGGCCUGGGACCUGCAGCACGCUUCUGCCGUCGCCGCCACCCGUCUCGUGGGCUGCCAGGUCUUGCAGGGCAUCAUGGACGGCUUCUGCGGCUGUCUCACGACGGUCAGCACCUGGAUGGCCGAGCUGUCGGGUCUCCGGCGGCGGCACGCCUAUGUCUAUGGCGGGGUCAGCCUGGCCACGGGUCUGGUGGUGGUGGUGCUCGUCAUCGGCACCCCCAAAUGGACCAUUGGCUGGCAGGAGCCGAUUUGUUGA